GGUGGCAAAUUCCAUUCGAAGAGUGUUCAUCGCGGAAGUUCCCAUCAUAGCCAUUGACUGGGUCCAGAUAGAUGCCAACUCCUCUGUGCUCCACGAUGAAUUCAUUGCACACAGGCUGGGUCUCAUCCCGCUCACCAGCGAUGACAUCGUGGAUAAGAUGCAAUACUCCAGAGACUGCACAUGUGAUGAGUUCUGCCCCGAGUGCUCUGUGGAGUUCACCCUUGAUGUCCGAUGCAAUGAGGACCAGACUCGUCACGUCACAUCCCGCGAUCUCAUCUCCAACAACCCCCGGGUCAUUCCGGUGACAUCUCGGAGCAGAGACAACGACCCCAAUGACUAUGUGGAGCAGGAUGACAUCCUCAUUGUGAAGCUGCGGAAGGGCCAGGAGCUGAGGCUGAGAGCCUAUGCCAAGAAGGGCUUUGGCAAGGAACAUGCCAAGUGGAACCCCACGGCAGGCGUAGCCUUCGAGUAUGACCCAGACAACGCACUGAGGCACACUGUGUACCCCAAACCAGAGGAGUGGCCCAAGAGUGAGUACUCGGAGAUCGAUGAGGAGGAUGCUCAGGCUCCCUAUGACCCCAAUGGGAAGCCAGAGAGGUUUUAUUACAAUGUGGAGUCCUGUGGUUCUCUGCGCCCGGAGACCAUCGUUCUCUCUGCACUCUCUGGCUUGAAGAAGAAACUGAGCGACCUCCAGACCCAGCUGAGCCAUGAGAUCCAGAGUGAUGUCCUCACUAUAAACUGAGGUGGCCCCUUGCAAGAGAUUGCUGAGGUGUGAGUGGUGCAGUAGGUCAUUGCCUCUGCCCAGCCGUGAUCUGGGCUGAGGCUUUUACCUUCCCAGCUCCCUCAGCCUUUCCUGGCCCAGCUCUGCUGGUUGGUGCCGCCUCUUUCCUGCCCCUCCUCAGAGAAAGCCAUCCGGAUGUGUAAAGCAGGAAGGGAAUCAAUCAGUGAGCAUCUUCACUGGGACAGGCUUUGUCUCUUAAGUGAUCCCGGAGUUCUAGACCAGAGUUUUGGAUUCUGGCCAUGUGCGUUUGGGAAGUAUGUACCUUUGUUACACAAUCCUACUUUACUUGUAUGUCCAUUCCUUACUGUGCUGAAUAAAGCCUUACCCC
This is a messenger RNA of Acanthisitta chloris (rifleman), 1109 nucleotides long. RefSeq names its product polymerase (RNA) II (DNA directed) polypeptide C, 33kDa (gene POLR2C). The transcript is spliced from 8 exons. Gene Ontology annotation, molecular function: protein dimerization activity; DNA binding; DNA-directed RNA polymerase activity. The annotation marks the transcript as partial. Gene Ontology annotation, cellular component: RNA polymerase II, core complex. Gene Ontology annotation, biological process: DNA-templated transcription. NCBI's taxonomy places the organism in Eukaryota, Metazoa, Chordata, Aves, Passeriformes, Acanthisittidae. The record is from RefSeq and is a predicted model, not a curated record.